Messenger RNA from Scleropages formosus (Asian bonytongue), 1212 nucleotides. RefSeq names its product short chain dehydrogenase/reductase family 16C, member 5b (gene sdr16c5b). The transcript is spliced from 7 exons. Bases 205 to 1122 code for a protein of 305 amino acids. Gene Ontology annotation, molecular function: oxidoreductase activity, acting on the CH-OH group of donors, NAD or NADP as acceptor. Lineage: Eukaryota; Metazoa; Chordata; Actinopteri; Osteoglossiformes; Osteoglossidae. Gene Ontology annotation, cellular component: lipid droplet. The record is from RefSeq and is a predicted model, not a curated record.
AGUCAAAUUACGCUCGGACUCCCCGUAGCGAACCGUCCGUUAGCGAACAAAGGUCGGGUUUGACACGUGCACCGAGCUCCUGAGGCGAGCGGGGUGCGCGCGCGCGCGCGCCUGAGCCGCGAAGACUGGCGCGCGCGCUCGCAGUCGGCGGGAGGCUGAAGGCUGAGUGAGGCGGCUGUCCGCGCGGGUCCUCUCCUUUGCACCAUGAACUUCCUCCUGGAGACGCUGCAGGUGUUCUUCCUUUCCAUUUACUUCAACCUGGAGGCGCUGCUGAAAUGGUUCAUCCCGUCGAGGAAGAAGAAUGUGGCCGGGGAGACGGUGCUGAUCACCGGCGCUGGCAGUGGCAUCGGGCGCUUGCUGGCCCUGGAGUUUGCGGCCCGGGGUGCCACCUUGGUUCUGUGGGACAUCAGCAAUGAGGGCAACUGGGAGACAGCCAAGCUGAGCAAAGAAAGAGGUGCAUCUAGGGUUCAUACCUACAUCUGCGACUGCAGCGACAGGGAUGACGUGUACAGAGUGGCUGAUCAGGUCAAAAGGGAAGUGGGUGACGUUACUAUUCUCAUAAACAAUGCCGGAAUUGUGACGGGCAAGAAAUUCAUGGACGCCCCUGACAAUCUCAUCGUGAAAACCGUUGAAGUGAACACAAUGGCUCACUUUUGGACGUAUAAGGCCUUCCUUCCUGCCAUGGUGGCCAGCGAUCAUGGGCACCUGGUCAGCAUCGCUAGCUCUGCCGGGCUCUGUGGUGUCACGGGACUGGCAGACUACUGUUCCAGCAAGUUUGCUGCUGUGGGCUUCGCUGAGUCCAUGGCACUGGAGCUGCUAGCUAUGGGGAAGACUGGCAUUAAGACCACCAUUGUGUGCCCCUUCUUCAUCAACACCGGCAUGUUUGAUGGUUGCAAUACUAAAUGGCCUCGACUGCUUCCCAUCUUGGAUCCAAAUUAUGUGGUGAAGAAGAUCAUGCACGCCAUACUAACUGAUCAAGUGUACCUGCUCCUUCCCAGGAGUUUGUAUAUCAUUGUGGCUUUGAAGAACAUCCUCCCCACAAAGCUUGGAGUUCUUCUGGGCCAGUAUCUUGGUACCUUCAACUUUAUGGACUCCUUCAAAGGACAUACAAAGAAAGACUAACCUCAUUUUACUCUAAGUUGUAAGUUGCUAUGAAGAAAAGUGUCUGCUAAAUGAAUAAAUAUAAUGUCAAUGUAAUGUUAAAAUGCAACG